Messenger RNA from Scatophagus argus, 3154 nucleotides. Its product is annotated as fizzy-related protein homolog. The coding region runs from base 177 to 1667 and encodes 496 amino acids. The record is from RefSeq and is a predicted model, not a curated record. The transcript is spliced from 14 exons. Lineage: Eukaryota; Metazoa; Chordata; Actinopteri; Scatophagidae. Gene Ontology annotation, cellular component: anaphase-promoting complex. Gene Ontology annotation, biological process: positive regulation of ubiquitin protein ligase activity; anaphase-promoting complex-dependent catabolic process; positive regulation of anaphase-promoting complex-dependent catabolic process. Gene Ontology annotation, molecular function: protein binding; ubiquitin ligase activator activity; anaphase-promoting complex binding.
GUCUUUCCCGUGAUGCUUAGCAAAACCAAAUUAGACGGUCGGCUAAAGAAAACAUUUGUUAUUUUACAGCCUCUGUUUUUAGGAGUUAAACGUAUAAAACUAGACACUGGGAUUGACACCGAUAGGACAAAUAAUUCAGUGGCGCUUAACGAGAAGAUUUAUUGGGGCACGGCAUCAUGGAUCAGGAUUAUGAGUGCAGGCUGCUCAGGCAGAUCAAUAUCCAAAAUGAGAAUGCAAGCCCCAUUAAAGCUGUAGGAGCAGUGCGAGCUCUGACACCCACCAGCUCCCCCCUGUCCUCCCCUAGCAAGCAUGGUGAUCGCUUCAUUCCCUCCCGGGCUGGAGCCAACUGGAGUGUCAACUUCCACCGCAUCAAUGAAAUUGAAAAGUUGCACAAUCAAAACAGAAAAACCAAAGAUGGCACAACGGACAGCAACAAAGCAGACGGCCUGGCUUACUCAGCUCUGCUGAAGAACGAGCUGCUGGGAGCAGGCAUCGAGAAAGUCCAGGACCCCCAGUCAGAAGACCGCCGUCUGCAGCCAUCAACUCCUGCCAGGAGGAGCCUUUUUAGUUAUUCUGUAAGUACCAAGAGGGCUCUACCUGAAGAAGAUGGAAACACAGUUUCUCCCUAUUCUCUCUCACCGGUCAGCAGCAACAGUCAGAAACUGCUGCGGUCACCAAGGAAACCUACGCGCAAAAUAUCUAAAAUUCCUUUCAAAGUUCUGGACGCUCCAGAGCUUCAGGAUGACUUCUACCUCAACUUAGUGGACUGGUCCUCUCUGAAUGUGCUCAGUGUUGGACUGGGUACCUGCGUCUAUCUGUGGAGUGCCUGCACCAGCCAGGUGACACGUCUGUGUGAUCUUUCUGUAGAAGGAGAUUCAGUAACAUCUGUGGGCUGGUCGGAAAGGGGUAACUUGGUGGCGGUGGGGACUCAUAAAGGAUAUGUACAGAUUUGGGAUGCAGCAGCAGGGAAGAAGCUCUCUGUUCUAGAAGGACACACAGCCAGAGUGGGUGCUUUGGCAUGGAAUGCAGACCAGCUGUCGUCUGGGAGCCGCGAUCGGGUGAUCCUGCAGCGCGACAUCAGAGCCCCGCCUCUCCAGUCAGAGCGUCGUCUCCAAGGACACAGACAGGAAGUCUGCGGGCUCAAGUGGAGCACUGACCACCAGCUGCUAGCCUCCGGUGGAAACGAUAACAAGUUACUUGUGUGGAACCACUCGAGCGUCCUCCCGGUACAGCAGUACACUGAGCACUUGGCCGCGGUGAAGGCCAUUGCCUGGUCUCCCCACCAGCACGGCCUGCUGGCCUCCGGAGGCGGCACCGCAGACCGCUGCAUCCGCUUCUGGAACACUCUUACCGGCCAGCCGUUACAAUGCACAGACACUGGCUCUCAGGUCUGCAACCUGGCCUGGUCCAAGCACACUAAUGAACUGGUCAGCACACAUGGUUAUUCCCAGAACCAGAUCCUGGUGUGGAAGUAUCCCUCCCUCACUCAAGUGGCCAAACUUACCGGACAUUCCUAUAGAGUGCUCUACCUGGCCAUGUCCCCGGAUGGAGAGGCCAUUGUGACGGGAGCUGGAGAUGAAACCCUUCGUUUCUGGAACGUCUUUAGCAAGAUGAGAUCCACUAAGGAAUCUGUGUCUGUGUUGAACCUCUUCACCAGGAUCCGAUAGUAAGCACACUCAGUAUUGCAAGGGACCAGAACUGGGAAGGGGCUUCAUCUUUGCAUGUAUCAGGAUGUGAGUGGGCUCCUCCUUUCAGUUCACCCCAGUAGUCUACAAAGGACCCCCUUGAUUGCCCUUAGUCAUUUUAACCUGGAGGUGAGCACGGCCUGAGUGUCGAAGGCAGAGGAGACGCAUUCAUACACACAUACAGUAUUCUGCUGUCUCCUGAACGAUGGAAGCCGCUGCCUCCUCCAGCAGACCAGUGAUCUCUGCCGACAAGGAUGAUUAACUUUUGUUUACAGACUGAUUUGUGCUUACCUGCCAAAUACUGAGUUUGUUCUUUUGAUUGUGUAUUUAUUUUUGUUUUGUUUUGUUUGAUUGUUUGUUUGUUUGUUUUUUAAAACACAUUUUUAACACUCUUCCUAGUAUGUUUUUGUUUUGAAGGCCGGUAGAUGUCCUUUUGUUUGUGCAACUGCAGGCUUUGCUGUUGAGUACGUUGUGGUUUUGUUUGGGAAAACACAGAAAAAAGACAACCUGAUCUUUGUACUUUCUACACCGAUAACAGUUAAAAUAAUCCUAUGCUGUUUUGAGAGCUGUUAGUGGUUAACAAGGAUUGGAUGAAUAAUCCUGAGUUUUUUUGUUUUGUUUUUUUUAAUCUGACACAUCAGGUUCAUUUUAGUGUGUAAACGAUACACCAAUAAUGAUAUUAAACUGUAUCGGCUGAUUGUUUCGUAAUCUCUAGAGAAAAUUCUUAUAGCACAUGGCACAUCUUUAGAAAAUAACCAACCACUGUACAUUGGAACUGUUUACAAAAGUAAUUCACAUGAAAAUUAGGAGAUUUUUAUAUGACUCGUUUUGAAGCUUUUCAUCCAUCUUGGUUUUCUUUCUUUGUCAAAUGCAAAAUCAGGCAGGCUGAUGUAAAACUAAAACACUUUGGUUUAUCAGUGUAGUUUGUAACAGCAGGUGAAGCACAGAGUGAAAAACAUUUGGUAUUAAAUUGGAGUGAAAUGCUGCUCUGUUGUUGGGCUUCUGCUUUGUGCUGUGUCUGCUAAGAUAUUCAUGCUUGGGGCACUUGUCUUUAGUUACUUCAGACCAUUUCAGUUUUGAACAGUAAUGCGUUUUUGUUUUUUGUUUUUUUGGUUUCUUUUGUUUUUUUUAAAAUCUGAUUUCUUAUCUGCAACAUUUUCCCCCAAUUGUGAUUUUAUUUUUUCCCUGUUUGAAUGUUUGAGGCAACUAGCGUGUCACAUUUAACUGAAUGCUAUUUAUUUGUGUUGUGUACAAAGGUUCUUGUACAGAAAUGGCAUGUUUUUUUACUUAUGUUAUCUAAGGGAGGCUGAUGGGCAGUUUCACUGCUAAACUCAACGGAAAUUUCUUUUAAUGCCACUUCAAUAUCAAGACGAUGCUGCCAACUUGAGUUACAGAAAGAAUGUUAAAAAGAAAUAUUUCUGUACUGACAGAUAAUCAACAAUUAAAUGAUCAUAUCUUGUUAUCUUGUA